AUGGAAGGAUCACAAGACGCCUCGUAUGCGAAGUUUGACUCCGAAGGCCAAUCCAACAACCAGAAUCCGGCAGAGCUAUCGGUAAAACCAUCAGUCAGCUUUCAGGAGCGACCGAUGGCUCAAAGAGAAUACAACAGUGAUACAGACCCAAGAUUUCAGUUGACUGCGUCUGAGAUUGGACAAUUGAAAUUAAUUCUGGGACGUGGGGACGCCAUUUCUCUGGCGGCCACUUCUCUCGACAGUGACUAUCCUCAGUACGAAGAAUCAACCCAUGCAUGGGCCGUGUUUGCAGACAACCCAAAGAAGCGGGCUGGCAAAUGGGAACGCGCUGUUGGGAUCGUUAUCAUUAUCUUUCAGCUGUUUGCCUACCGCUUGUUUGCUCUCGAGGCGAUUGAAGACUUUCAACGUGGAUCCGUCCCUGUUAUGGUUAGCCAUGCGGACUGUGCCGCCGCCUAUGAACAGCCAAAUCAAAACUUUACCUGCGAAGCGCAAUAUACCAAUACAAUUGACGCCUUUGUGGCAUUUUUCAUGUUGGCCAUUUUCCUGACGAAGGAUUUUAUUCAGGCUGGGAAAUCGAUCCGAGAUUCUGUUGGGAAGGGAUGGGUUUUUGGCUUUGCACUUUUGGCAGCUGUGGAAGUUACAUCAGCGUUCGUGGCUGCUGGUAUUGCAGUCAGUUAUCACUUGUUCAUCGGAGAAGUUACGGAUGCCGUCGAAGUUGGAGUAGGAUUACUUUUCAUUCGUGAGUUAAGUCGACAAACCUACGCCGGAUUGAAGGAAGGAAGAGGCAAGAAUAAGCAAUACAAACACUUUUUGGCGGUGUUGAGCAUCCUGAUUGUUCUUGGCAUGUGUAUGGAUCCUUUGACAGCCAAGAUCUUCGCAGGUUACAUUCAAUGA
Messenger RNA from Cylindrotheca closterium, 894 nucleotides. The record is from the annotation of a GenBank genome assembly. NCBI's taxonomy places the organism in Eukaryota, Bacillariophyta, Bacillariophyceae, Bacillariales, Bacillariaceae.